AUGGCGAGCGCAGGCGAUGCAGCCGGCUGGUCAGUCAACGAGGCGCCUGUCGAGGAGCGCCGCAUUUUGCGCGAGAUGACGCAUCCUCGAGCAGUAUCAGGAGCAGCCACAUGCAUCGAUCCAUAUUUGGAGCGCAUAGUUUGCAGUAUCAUGUCGGUCAUCCAGGAAUACAUCUAUACUUACCAUGACAGCAUGGCAGGCGCCAAUGCUGGUGAACCCGAAACGUCGGGAGGAUCCAGUGCAGUGGGCACAAACAGACUAGGCGGCGUAUUUGAUCUACUCUACACAUUGUGCAAGGUGCGCGGCUACAAGAUUGUCAUGCGGUUCUUCCCUCACGGAGUUGCUGACGUCGAGCCCGUUUUUGCAACAUUGUGGCAGCACUCGUCCCGCCGGGAAAUUCUGUAUAAUCUGCCUCAGCCCGCCGACACUGAAUCAGAGAGCUCCGGCAAAACGCUGGUUGAGCAGUGGGUGGAGCUGGGCAAGUUUUAUCUGCAUCGGCCUGGCUGCGAAAUGGAGGGCGCAGCAGUUAUGCUGUCCCGCCUGCUGUCACGCAAGGACACUGCCGACAGCGUGCAGCCGGCAUUCAUAAACUGGGCGGUGCACGAGAUUCGCGAUGCUGUCGGUGAUGGCCAUCCUUUGGCGGCUGCUAAAGUAAACUCUAAAAAGGCAGGGCUGAGCAUUGCUUCGGUGUUGCGUGUGAACGGAGCACUGCGCGUGUUGUGCCAUUUGUUUGCAGUGAUAGAUUCUGCGGAGGCCUUGGAGCAGCAGAUGCCACUAUUGACGGAUAUUUUUCAGCUGGAUGCGUUUGACCAGCACUCGCUCACAGGCAAACUUGUCACCAAAGCAGUGCAGCGGCUGGCGAUUCUCAUGCUCCCACCAGCUUCUAUUGCGGCUGAAGGUAUCGUACACAACACUGGCAAUGCCGAAGUUUCUGAAGAAGUUGAGCUAUUCAUUGGAAUUCUGCUUCAAAAGCUGCACGACAAGGAUACUAUUGUGCGGUGGUCGGCUGCAAAGGGUGUUGGGCGUGUUGCCGAAAGGCUGCCGCCAGUGCUGGCACAGGAAAUUGUUUUGGCAGUUGCCAGCAUUCUGAAGGAAGAAGCACUGAUUCCGGAAGACGGCGGCUUAAUUGACGUGUCAAUGACAUCCGAAUUUUCCUGGCAUGGCGCUCUUCUGGCCCUCGCCGAAUUGUCCCGCAAGGGUUUGCUGCUCACACAAGCAUUGCGCGAAAUUGUCCCCUGGGUCGUUAGAGGGCUGACUUACGAGAUUCAACGCGGCGACUACUCCGUUGGUUCCAAUGUUCGUGAUGCCGCAUGCUACGUGAUGUGGUCUUUUGCUCGCUCGCCUAACCCAGAUAGCCGGAAUGUGUUUGGCGAGAUGAGCACAGCCAUGGCGACAACCCUGAUCUCAGUGGCCGUCUUUGACCGCGAGUCCAAUGUCCGCCGUGCUGCCAGUGCUGCCUUCCAAGAGCACGUUGGCCGGCACAACAGUUUCCUCAUGGAAUACCGGCACAAUCUACCACUGGGACUUGCGCACCCGCGAACUGGCAGCUGCUGCUUUGCAAGCGCUUCGCCGUUGGCUCCCGAAUACGUUAUCUAUAAUUUGCUCCCAGACAUUGUUGCCAACACGUUGUCCCCGUUUUUGGCCGUGCGCCAUGGCGCUAUUGUCGCCACAGGAGUUAUUGCAGAAACGAUCGCACCCACACUGACCACGAGCGAACACAUCCAAAAGAUGAUAUUGUCCGUGACGAGCAGCCUCCCAGCGCGCUACACAGAGGAUUUUGGCGCGGCCCUGACCCUAGAGGCCUUGUCUGCGUACAUGGGGUCUGUGAGCAGGGCUAAAUGGAGCAUUGGUGGCACUGAGGGACAGCGCAAGUACUUUGACUAUUUUACUCGGGCGUUCACAGUAUGCAAAGAGGCACAGUGCCUUGUUUCAAGCUUUUCGUCGUUUGUCGAUGCAUUCGGCGUGUCAGCAGAGCAGCACGACAUCAGCGGCCCUUUGCCAAUUCUACCAGCGGACAUUGGUGGUAUGGUAGCUUUGUCCGAGAGAAAUACAGCAGCAGCAGCCAGCGCAUUGUUGGAGGGCCUGCUUGAUCAUGCAGUGGACAACCGCGGAGAUGUUGGAUCUUGGGUCCGCAAGCAAUGUCUGCUCUCGCUUGCCGGGAUGUUUGAAUCAGAUACAGCACUGCUUUCCAAACUGAGCGCAGACCAGGAGCUUGCACUGUGUCUUUUUGGAAGAUCGUUGCAUGCUGCAACUGAAAAAAUCGAUAAAAUUCGCUUGGCUGCUGGUAAGCUAAUAGAGACGCUGCUUUAUGAUCAAAAGCCUGUAAAUGUGGAUCCACGGAUCCACCGCUGUCUCGAACAAUUGAAGCAGUUUAUUCCGGCCGGGUUAGGGCUCUCUGAAAGAGACGCAAAUCAAAUUAGCACCAGAAACAGCAGCGGAAUUGCUUGGACAGACGCAGAGAGCACUUUUGAGAAGCUUACCCACGCGCUUGCAGUGCCCGAGGUGAAACUCAGACAAUCUCUCUUUGAGGGCUUAGUCCUUGCUGGAUCAGCUGAACCACUACAUGCUCCUUAUUUGCAUACAUUCUAUGUUGUGCAGGGCAAAUAUGCGGUGAGCGCAGUGUCCGCUUACAUUGAAACUCUCCCAGCAACUUCUGAUGACGCUGUUACCAAUCCAUCCUCAGACUCGGCUGAAGCGAACGAGAGCGAGCUGGGGUGGUCUGUUGACGGCGUCGUUGCAGAGUUGACACGGCUACUGCUUACGGACAGGCGCACCAGCAGAAUCAUUAACCCGACGCUUAUAGUUGCUGAUCAGUUGAUCGAGCAGGGAUCGCUACAGCCUGCAUCGUCGAUCAUGUGGGCUCCGAUAUACAAGGCGGUUCAACGUGUGGCAUUCAAGUUGCGGGCGCCGCAGCGCCUGGUACUUUGCCUGAAGCUCUACAGCUCCAUGGCUCUGAUAUCGGAAGAAUUGGCCAAGAUGGCGGCAGAGUCUCUUUUGGCCCACAUUAGCCAUCCAAUCCCCAAGAUCAGGCAAGUGGCGGCUGAUCACCUGUUCACAAUGUUGUGUAUCAACGGGUUUGCGGAAGUGGACGACGAAGACAGUAUGGCCGAGAUCGAUCGCCUGCUGACUGAAACGGAGUGGAUGCGGGAUGACUCUGGGGUCAAAGAGGCGCGCGUGGACCUGGUCGCGCUAGUCAGAAAGGUGCUGGCACCGACGCGUGCCUCCGGUUCCGCCUAG
Messenger RNA from Kickxella alabastrina, 3237 nucleotides. RefSeq names its product armadillo-type protein. NCBI's taxonomy places the organism in Eukaryota, Fungi, Kickxellomycota, Kickxellomycetes, Kickxellales, Kickxellaceae. Bases 1 to 3237 code for a protein of 1078 amino acids. The record is from RefSeq and is a predicted model, not a curated record. The transcript has 13 exons. Gene Ontology annotation, molecular function: GTPase activator activity; beta-tubulin binding. Gene Ontology annotation, biological process: tubulin complex assembly; post-chaperonin tubulin folding pathway; microtubule cytoskeleton organization.